Molecule: messenger RNA, 487 nt
Organism: Ipomoea nil (Japanese morning glory)
Lineage: Eukaryota; Viridiplantae; Streptophyta; Magnoliopsida; Solanales; Convolvulaceae
Product: agamous-like MADS-box protein AGL1
Biological process (GO): regulation of transcription by RNA polymerase II
Cellular component (GO): nucleus
Molecular function (GO): DNA-binding transcription factor activity, RNA polymerase II-specific; protein dimerization activity; RNA polymerase II cis-regulatory region sequence-specific DNA binding
Source: RefSeq, a predicted model, not a curated record
UGUUAGAGCAACGAUUGACAGGUACAAGAAACAUCAUUCUGAUUCCACAAAUACUGGAUCUGUUUCUGAAGCUAACACUCAGUUUUACCAGCAGGAAUCAGCCAAACUGCGGCGCCAAAUAAGAGAGAUACAAACUUCAAACAAGCAAAUUCUUGGAGAGUCGCUCGGCGUUUUAAACCACAAGGAACUCAAGAAUCUGGAAGGGAAAGUGGAGAAAGCCAUUGGAAGAGUCCGCUCCAAAAAGAAUGAGUUGCUGUUUUCUGAGAUAGAGCUGAUGCAAAAGAGGGAGAUUGAACUGCAAAAUGCCAACAUGUAUCUGCGAGCAAAGGUCUGAUUCGAUCUCUUGACCUUAAAAAGACUUUCUAGUACAGAAUGUAAUAUAUUAUACCAUACCGCGGAUUAGAUAGGUAGUUCUACUUACUGACUGUAGAAGCUUAUGCAAGGUGAAAUGAAUGAUAUUGCAGAUAUCUGAGUUUGAAAGAGCACA